ACAGCUUGCUCGAAAUGUUAAAUUGAAUACUUGAUUCGUCUGAGGCCCGCAAACAGGAGAUAAUGGAUCAAACAGCUUUUACAUUAACCUCUCCCUCUUUUCUUCUCCUACCUCUAAUAUUGAUCAUCGUUAUGCAAAUACUUAGCUCUAUAUCUUCAAAAAGGCGGCCUCUUCCUCCCGGUCCCAGGCAGUGGCCGAUCCUAGGAAACAUUCUUCAAGUGGGGAAAAAUCCUCACAUCUCAAUGGCCAACUAUGCCAAAGUUCAUGGUCCUCUCAUUUCACUAAGACUUGGCACUCGGGUUGUUGUGGUUGCAUCUUCUCCGACUGCAGCAGCUGAAAUUCUCAAAACCCAUGAUCGGUUGUUGUCUGGAAGAUAUAUACCCGCAACAACUCCUUACGAAGACAAUGUCCUUGACCGCAUAGCACUUGUUUGGAAUCCAUCAUGCAGUGACCAGUGGAAGUUCCUACGAGCUAUGUGCAGGAGUGAGCUUUUCUCUGCUAAAGCAAUUGAAUCACAAGCCACUUUGAGAGAGAAGAAAUUGACAGAGAUGUUGGAUUUUUUGACCAGCAAGCAAGGGCAAAUAGUGAAUAUUGGAGAAGUUGUCUUUACUACUGCUUUCAACACAAUUUCUAAUCUUUUAUUUUCCAAGGACUUGCUUAGUUUUGAAGAUCAAGGGAAUGCUGGUGAAUUGAAAACCUUGAUCUCAACAUUGAUGGAGUUAGCUACAUGUCCAAACAUUGCUGACUUUUAUCCUGUAUUGACAAAGUUGGAUCCUCAGGGUAUCAAAAGAAAGAUGAAAAAUUGCCUUGAGAGAAUGUUUGGCGUAUGGGAUAUUUACAUCAAGGAAAGAAGAGAAAGACAUGUCAAAGAUGCUCGCAAGACAGAUUUCUUGGAUGUUUUCCUUUCUAAUGGAUUUGAUGACCAUCAAAUCAAUUGGCUGCUUCUUGAAUUGUUUAGUGCAGGGGCAGACACUACAACUACAACAGUGGAGUGGGCAAUGGCCGAGCUGCUUAAGGAAAUAACAGUAUUAGAGAAAGUUCGCGAAGAGCUUGAAACAGAAAUUGGCAAAGACAUGAUAAGAGAAUCUCAUAUUCCUCAACUUAAGUAUCUAAAUGCGUGUGUAAAAGAAACAUUAAGAUUACACCCUCCAGUUCCUUUCCUUAUUCCACGUCGUGCUCCUGAGGCUUGUGAGGUCAUGAAUUACACAAUUCCAAAACAUUCUCAGAUUAUAGUAAAUGUCUGGGCAAUUGGAAGAGACCCCUCAGCUUGGGAAGAUCCACUGUCUUACAGACCCGAAAGGUUUCUGGACUCCAAUCUAGAUUUUAAAGGUCAUAACUUUGAGUUUCUACCUUUUGGUUCUGGAAGGAGGAUUUGUCCAGGAUUACCAAUGGGUACUCGGCAACUUCCCUUAAUUUUAGCCUCUUUAGUUCAUUGCUUUGAUUGGUCUCUUCAAAACGGCGAUGAUCCUGCCAUGCUAGACAUGAAUGAUAAAUUUAGCAUAACACUGGAGAAGGAGCAACAUCUCCUCGUUGUUCCAAAGAGGAAAUUGUAAAUUCAUUAUUGUUGCAAUUAUUUUAGUGAAGAAAAUCAA
Molecule: messenger RNA, 1592 nt
Organism: Ricinus communis (castor bean)
Lineage: Eukaryota; Viridiplantae; Streptophyta; Magnoliopsida; Malpighiales; Euphorbiaceae
Product: probable (S)-N-methylcoclaurine 3'-hydroxylase isozyme 2
Exons: 2
Coding region: 63-1553 (496 amino acids)
Molecular function (GO): iron ion binding; heme binding; oxidoreductase activity, acting on paired donors, with incorporation or reduction of molecular oxygen
Source: RefSeq, a predicted model, not a curated record